CCAAGAGACACCACCCGCAUGGCUCCUGCAUCCUGAGCCUAUAGCAGCCAACAAGGAAUUAUCACCGGGCCUUUGUGAUGUCGAACCCUGUUCACUGGGACCUAGGCUGACUUCUGCCACAUGCACUUUCAGAUUGCAACAAACUUGGGUCUCUUCUGAGGCGCUGAAUGGGGACUGAUGAGCUAUGUGUGAAAGGCUUUUCAGCUGUUACCAGGCCUUUGAGUCAUCCAGCCUGUGGUCUGUGAAAUUGAACUGAAAAGCCGGGAAGGAAGGGAGCAAGAAUCACCUGGCUGUUCGCAGAUGCUUAACCACCACCCCACCCAGGACAGAAGCUUUGCUGUGGCCCAGUUUCCAUUCACUGAAUAAUAGUCACCUGAAACCUUUAAGAGAAGAGACAAGUAUUUAAGAGACCCAAGAUAUUGUGUUAAGAGCAGGGCGGUGGGCACUACAGGACAUGGAAGGGAGUUUACUGGCUGCUUUUCAGAGUGGCGCAGUGCCAGGGCAGGAGUGAGCCUGCCUUAGCCCCACUGAACCACCACCCAGGAGCUACCUGAGCUGAGAAUCCAAGGACUCCCACUACUGUGGCAAGAGGCCAGCUUGCCCUGUUGAAGGAAAGUGGAGGCAUAAUACUAUCCAAACAUUCAAAAUGGUAAUGCAAAGGUAUCUCCUAACCUACACCGGAGCAGUGCUGGCUCUGUACCUUCAUCAUAUCAUCAGAGCCAUUGAAGUUCCCCUGGAUCCAAAUAUUCAAAGUGAAUUACCGCAGCCCCCUACAAUUACAAAGCAGUCUGUGAAGGACUAUAUUGUAGACCCAAGAGAUAACAUCUUCAUUGAAUGUGAAGCCAAAGGGAACCCCAUUCCGACUUUUUCUUGGACACGGAAUGGGAAGUUCUUCAACGUGGCCAAAGACCCGAAGGUCUCAAUGCAGCGCAGGUCGGGGACACUGGUCAUCGACUUUCGUGGCGGCGGGAGACCGGAGGACUAUGAGGGGGAAUACCAGUGCUUUGCUCGAAAUGAGUACGGGACGGCGCUCUCCAGCAAAAUCUUCCUGCAGGUUUCCAAGUCUCCCUUGUGGCCAAAGGAACAUUUGGACCUCGUAGAGAUUGAUGAAGGAGCUCCGCUAACUUUAAAAUGCAACCCACCCCCAGGCCUGCCUCCCCCUGUUAUCUUCUGGAUGAGCAGCUCCAUGGAGCCGAUCCACCAAGACAAGCGCGUCUCCCAGGGCCAGAACGGCGACUUGUACUUCUCCAAUGUGCUGCUGCAGGAUGCCCAAACUGACUACAGCUGUAACGCCCGCUUCCACUUCACCCACACUAUCCAGCAGAAGAACCCAUACACUCUCAAGAUCCAAACCAAGAAUCCCCAUAAUGAAACGUCUUUUCGAAAUCACACUGACAUGUACAGUGCCCGAGGGAUUAUGGAAUCAACUCCCAGCUUCAUGUAUCCCUACGGGACCUCAAGCAGCCAGAUAGUGCUGAGAGGGGUGGACCUCUUACUCGAAUGCAUUGCUUCAGGAGUACCUGCACCAGACAUCAUGUGGUACAAGAAAGGAGGAGAGCUCCCAACAGACAAAACCAAGUUGGAAAAUUUUAACAAGGCCCUUCGCAUCGUCAACGUCUCCGAGGAAGACUCGGGGGAAUACUUCUGCCUAGCAUCCAACAAAAUGGGAAGCAUCCGCCACACUAUCUCGGUGAGAGUGAAGGCGGCCCCUUACUGGUUGGAUGAACCACAAAACCUUAUCUUGGCCCCCGGUGAGGAUGGUAGACUUGUGUGUCGAGCCAACGGGAACCCGAAGCCUACAGUCCAGUGGCUAGUGAAUGGAGAGCCUAUAGAAUCUGCUUCUCCCAACCCAAGUCGGGAAGUGACCGGAGACACCGUUGUAUUUCGGGAUACCCAAAUUGGCAGCAGUGCUGUGUACCAAUGUAACGCGUCCAAUGAACAUGGCUACCUUCUGGCGAAUGCCUUCGUCAGUGUUCUGGAUGUGCCUCCCCGGAUUCUUGCCCCCCGGAACCAGCUGAUCAAAGUGAUUCAGUACAACAGGACUCGCCUGGACUGCCCGUUCUUUGGCUCGCCGAUCCCCACCUUGCGCUGGUUUAAGAAUGGCCAGGGAAGUGCCCUGGAUGGAGAAAACUACAAGUGGCAUGAAAAUGGGAGCUUGGAAAUGAACAUGGCUCGCAAGGAGGACCAGGGAAUCUAUACCUGCGUGGCCACCAACAUUCUGGGUAAAGCAGAGAACCAGGUUCGUUUGGAGAUCAAAGACCCAACUAGGAUCGUGAACGGGCCAAAAGAUCUGAUUGUAAAGCGGGGCUCCAUGGCUCGGCUAGAUUGCCAAAUAAAACAUGACUCUACAUUGAAGCUCACAGUCAGCUGGCUGAAAGAUAACACUCCUCUGUACAUUGGGAACAGGAUGAAGAAGGAAGACGACGGUCUGAUCAUCUAUGGUGUGGCUGAAAAAGAUCAAGGAGAUUAUACAUGCGUGGCCAGUACUGAGCUGGACAAGGACUCCGCUAAAGCAUACCUCAAGGUGCUAGUUAUCCAGUCUACUCCAACUAAUCGUAUGACAGCCUUACCCAAAGAACGACCAGAGCGGCCUCGCGACCUGGAGCUGACAGACCUGGCCGAAAGGAGCGUGCGCUUGACGUGGAUACCUGGUGAUGACAACAACAGCCCAAUCACAGAUUAUAUUGUUCAGUUUGAAGAGGACAAGUUCCUGCCUGGGACAUGGCACAACCAUUCCAGUUACCCAGGGAGCGUGAACUCGGCUGUUUUGCGCCUCUCGCCCUAUGUCAACUACCAGUUCCGAGUGAUCGCCGUGAAUGACGUGGGGAGUAGCCUUCCCAGCCUGCCAUCUGAACGGUACCAUACCAUUGGGGCACGUCCAGAAAUCAACCCUACAGGUGUUCAAGGAGCCGGGACUCAAAAAAACAACAUGGAGAUCACUUGGACACCGCUGAAUGCCACCCAAGCUUACGGGCCCGACCUCAGGUACAUAGUGAAGUGGAGGCAAAGGGAUACGCGGGAGAGCUGGAGCAACGUGACGGUGAGAACCACAAGGCACGUUGUCUGGAAUACACCCAUCUACGUGCCCUAUGAAAUCAAAGUGCAGGCAGAGAACAACUUCGGGAGAGCUCCAGAGCCGGACGUUGUCAUCGGCUUUUCAGGGGAAGAUUAUCCCAAGGCUGCCCCCACUGAUAUUAGGCUGAAAGUUAUAAACAGCACAGCAGUUGGUCUCCAAUGGAACCGAGUAUACCCGGAUACCAUCCAGGGACAACUUAAGGAAUACAGAGCCUAUUUCUGGAGAGAAAGUAGUUUGCUGAAGAACCUGUGGGUCUCCAAAAAAAGGCAGUCUGUGGGUUUUGUUGGAGAUCGACCACGGGGCAUAGUGUCCCGGCUGUUUCCUUACAGCAACUACAAACUGGAGAUGGUUGUAGUCAAUGGAAGAGGAGAUGGGCCUCGGAGUGAAAUUAAGGAGUUCACAACACCUGAAGGAGUACCCAGCGCCCCCAGGUAUUUCAGAAUCCGACAGCCUAACCUGGAAACCAUCACUUUGGAGUGGGACCACCCUGAACAUCCUAAUGGAAUUCUCACGGGAUACAACCUUAGAUACCAAGCCUUUAAUGGAUCCAAAACGGGCAGAACGCUGGUAGAGAACUUCUCCCCCAACCAAACAAGGUUUACGCUCCAGAGGACAGACCCUAUCUCGCGCUAUAGAUUCUUCCUGCGUGCUAGGACACAGGUGGGAGAUGGAGAAUCCAUCAUGGAAGAGUCGCCGGCCCCACUAAAUGAAGCCACUCCAACCCCAGCUUAUACCAAGAACCAUGUGGACAUUGCAACCCAGGGCUGGUUUAUUGGGCUGAUGUGUGCCAUUGCGCUUCUAGUCCUGAUUUUGUUGAUAGUGUGCUUCAUUAAGAGAAGCAGAGGCGGGAAAUACCCAGUGCGUGAAAAAGUUGAAGUCCUGGAUCCCGAAGACCACAAAGCAGAUGAUCCGUCAUUUGACUACAGGUCUCUUGAAAGCGACGAAGACAACAAGGAACCGCCAGGCAGCCACACCUCUUUGGAUGGUACGAUAAAGCAAGAGAGCGACGAUAGUUUGGUGGAUUAUGGAGAGGGGGGUGAAGGGCAGUUCAAUGAAGACGGAUCCUUUAUUGGCCAGUACACAGUCAAGAAGGACAAAGAGGAGACAGAAGGCAAUGAGAGUUCAGAAGCCACAUCCCCCGUCAAUGCUAUCUACUCCCUGGCAUAACGCAGUAUAAAUGCAACCACAACGACAAAUAUAAUACAAGGGGGGGUAAAACCGCCGCUGCCAAGGGGACACGAGUAUGAAAAAAAACCCCACACACAAUGAAAAAAGUUCCAACAAAAGCAGAACAGUCCAGGUGGUCCCCAGUGCCACCCUCUCCUUAGCAAACAAGAGAACAGCAAGGAUUCUUGGGGUGCUAACAUGUUGUCGCUGUAGCUGAAACCUGAGCUGAACCAAAGGGGCCAGAGGAAGAACCAACUUCACAGGUUCUACAUUCAAGCUUCAGAACUUGGCCCACCGACCCCUCCUCCUCCCCAGGUCAUCUUUUUUAGAUCACGCAGCAUCUCUUUGGUUCAUCAUUUACACUGUUGGGGUUCCCCUCCCCUCCAGUUUUUGGGUAAUUUUUUUUUGGAGAAAGGUCCCAAAUCAGAGAAAUGGUGGUAGGGACAGGGACUGGGGACAGAAGACCUUUCCAGUGUAACAGCAGCAUGAAACCACACAGAGGGAUGGUCCAUCAGCUAGGAGUAGAAACAACACGUUCCUUUAUUAACAGGAAGUUCUCUGGGACUGUAUUUGAGACGGACAGCUUGACAGCCAGCACCUCGCUCGUAACGCCUCCAACGCAAGUCAGCACCACUAAGAACCUUCCACUAAGGUCAAACGAGCAGCAUCGCACAGGACCCCAGAAGACGACUAUGCCCAUGGAAAGUUUUUGUGGGUGUGGUUGGAUUGUGCUAUACCUCUUUAUUAAGGCUAAACGUCCUCACUGGGUUCUGUCACCAAGGGAUUGAUGGGUGACAUUACCCUGCAUCCAUGCUACUUAAGAAAUUCUGUUGUUUUUUUAAAGGGACGUUGGGGAAGAAAUUUAGGACUUGACAGACCGAUGCAGCUUACCUUCUGACUCCCAGCGACUGCUCAGCCACUAGGAGAACAGUAUAAUUUGCCUGGAGAAUUAUGUGGGAAAUUAUUUUAUAAACAUGAACACCCCACUACUUUUAAGGGAAACCCCAUAAAUCAGUGGGUAGCAAAGAGGAAGAACCAGUAUUAAUAUAGUUUCUUUUUCCUAAGGGUUGAUACAGAUCCAGCCAUGAAAAGAUGGCACCGAACAGCCAUGGGGUGGGGUAGAAGAAUAAAAAUGUGACCCUGCAUUGCAGCUGCUGCUAAGCUCCUUGAAGGUUUCAGGGGAGCCUAGUCCUGUAAACGGCAGGGAAGCAGGGUAUGGGCUCUCCUUGUCCUAACAGGGUGCCGCUCAGUUUGUUCUCAAUAUCUCCUCUUAGCCUGAUGCAGUGGCCUUUUCCCCUAUGAUCAAUCACCCCACAGAAGAAAUGUCCAUGUGUUCCAGGGUGCAUGUGGCACACGGACGCACCCAUUUUUGUUCUUUACAUAUCAAGAUGACUCGGUCCAGCUAACCUGCUAAUACACUGUAAUAACAUGUCUUACUAGGAAGUUCUAUCAUUAAAUGCUCUUCCAUAUGCCUUAUAUAGCUUCAAACUUCCCCUGAAGUUUAAUAAACUAAGAAUAUUCACCCUCAGCUUAAGCCCCGGAUCUGAUGGUUUCUCAUCUGUCAGUCCAUUAGGAAUAUAAGGAUGCCUUUGCAGCCCUCUCAGCUGAGACAGCAUGGAUCACUGUAGAAGAUAGAGUUUGACAAUAGACUGUACGUAGUGGCAAAUACAAUGUGUAUUCUCCCCAUCUCGUGCACUUUUGCAACCAAAAGUACCUUUGCUGAGAGAGAUCAGACAACUUCCAACACAGUUAUACAACAAUGUUAGGCAGAGUUGUUGGGGUUUUUUUUUUAUUAAAGAAGAUGGCUCUGUUGGACAUAAUGGAUUAAACGCAGUGGGAUUCAUACAAUUGUUUUAGCUUUAAAGCUAUUUUGCUACAAAAACAUCUUGCCAACAAAGAUGUUCCUUCUAAAAAGGAUAGUGUAGACCUAAUGUUUGCCACAUUCUCUAAAGCUGACAUGAUACCUAACAGCUCAACUAUGUUGCAUUUCUAACAAAGAAACCCAAAUGAGGCCCACACCUGGGCAACGCUCCCAGUUAAAUCAAGCACUGAAACAGGAGGGAGAGUGUAGCUGUGCCAGAGGAGUGGGAUGCACCAUGGGAAUCAGAAUGGGUCAGAUGGCGGAUACAGGACUGCCAAAGCUGCCCAUCCACACAGGGGGACUGCUGCUAACAUGGUCUCAGCCACAAAGGAAAGUCACCUGUCGUGGUACUUGGUUCUCUUUUUCCUUCAGAGAGAGAAAAGUCACAACCAUCACUCUGUUACUGUCAGCAUAAAUGUAUCAGAGCAAGAGGCUUCAUUCUAAUGGACUCCGUAGGCAUUGUUCCAUAGCAAGGGGAGUUCGUCACCCACCCCGCUCCAAAGAACAGUUUACAAUGCACUCAGCCAAAUUUCCAGUCAUGCUGAGUUUAAGAGGGCGUGUGCUGUACACAUUUAGGGGACGUCUACACUGCACGGCUAUUUUGGAACACCGGAGGUAUCCCAAAAUAGCUACCCUGCCUCUACACAAGCCGCCCGUUAUUUCGAAAUAUUUUUUGAAAUAACAGGCACGCUGUUUUGUCAUCCUAGUAAACUUCGUUGCACGAGGGAUGAGAGAUAGCUCAAAAUAGCGCAUUAUUUCAAAAUGUGGCACCACGUAGAUGCGCCAAAUUCAAGUUUCAGAAUAGAUUUGAAAUAAAAUAUGCAAAUUGCGUAUCUUAUUUCGAGUUUAGGGUCCUGUGUAGACACACUCUAAAAGUGAUGUGGUACACUCAGGCCAAAUCACCGAACAACAGCCUCCCCACACACCCAAGAUUAGCACCAAGAGCACAGCCUUUGUCAUUUGAUCUAAAGCAGCAUUUCUUAAAGUAUGCUGCGAGCCAGUGGGAAGUGUGCCGCAGAAAGAACAGAAUUCAAAAUAGCUGCCUUUAAAGGGACAAGCUUCCUUUUUUCCCCCCCUCUCUCAACAACUACUUUUCUCUGGGGGCUUUUUUUUUUCCCCCCUCACCAAAAAAAAUUCCUGGUGUUCCCCAUAAAAAAAAAUAGUUUGGUGUUCCUCGGUCUUAAAAAGUUUAAGAAACACUGAUCUAAAGGAACACCUCCAUUGGCGGGUAGCAACAGGAAAUGCUUAUUCUUCCUUUGGGCCAACUACUAGCAGGGAAUGGGACACAUUUAACUACCGUAUUACACCGAUAUGGCCAGCGGGGACAGCCACUGUGGGCCACUGUGGGCCCUGGACAAGGUGUGGGGUAGGACCAGGAUAGCCAGUCCUUAGAGCCUCAUGGAGUAGCACUCCGGCGCUGAUUCAAAGGAACCCUGGGCCCCUUCGAACUGCUAAGCCCCACGGCAACUGCCCCUUUUGCCCCCCACCACCAGCAGGCUUGUGUGCAACUAUGGCGUUACAAGGGUGUUCUUGUGAGCAGCUUGGUCUGUGAUUCACACACACUCCGUCCCGUCCCUGUGAAUCACUUCACUGAGCCACCCACAUUACAUCUGUUUGGAAAAGGAAAGAGCAAAGUGUUUUGCUUUGUGGUUAUUUCAUAUAUUGCUCAUGGGAGCCGCCCCAACGUUCCUAGACAGCAAAGAGUAGAGCAGGUUACCUCCAACAGACCAGAAGGAGUCUGGCGCCUUACACCUCAGCACACAGAACCCGACACCCUAAUGUUCCUUGAGUAACCACAAAAGAAAAAUAGGCUCCUAUGUAGGAUGAAAUGGACAAACUUUCUCUCUGGUUUAACUGAAGUCAGUUAGAAAUUGAUCAGAAUCUUAAAACAAAAACAACCCCCCCACACACACACACACGGAUGAAAAUAUUCAGGGUCUAUAGGAAUGGAGUUGGGAUCUCUGGAAAUUAAAAAGCUUUAGGAUGUAGCAUAACAUCCGCAUGGUGACGGGGAGGGGUUCUCAAUCUUUUCCUUUGUGAGGCCACUCCCAACAUGCUCCCCAAACUCUGUGGCCCAGCUGCACCACCACAAUUGUUUUUCUGCAUAUAAAAGCCAGUACUGGAGUUAAGGGGUAGCAGGCAGGGCCCCAUGCCACAGGCAAGACCACAAAGCUAAGUGGCACAGGCUCUAGGGUGAAGGGGCUCAGGACCUCUCGGUGCAGUCCUGUGUGGCUGGGCUUUUGGCUUUCUUCCCUUGGCCCUAGCAAGUCUAACACUGGCCAGGCUUGGCAGACCCCCUUAAAACUGGUCCACUGCACCCCAGAGGGCUCAACACCGCAGCUGAGAACUAUGGCACUACAGUUUUGCAGCAGGCACACGUAAUUCUCUGUUACAUCUAUUGGGAGGUUCACAAAACUACACAGAACAUUACAUUGCCUACCACAUUCCAUAGGUCUUCUCCCUGAAUGUAUUACUAGGGGGUUCCCUAUAGUCACUGUGGUUUUGGUAGCUAGUUCACUGCUAAUUAGAAUGUUGGUGGCUAAGUUAAUACAUGUGCGUGACUUCUGCUGGACCUUACUGCAGAAUCACCACAGUGGCCCCAGAGCUAGUCACACACCAUGCCUGAUCAAAUGUGUUUUUAGAUUAGAUUAUAAGCCAUUAGGAUGAGCUGUGGAGCUGUACUGCAGGAGACAUACUGCAGGGAAUAGCCAUGCUCUUCCCCUCCCGUCCCCAAGUCACAUAUAGGCUGGAUGAGCUAAAAGGUCUUGUUCAUCUAUCAUACCUGUCCAAAUGCAAUGCAAACUAUCCACAUUCUCUCUCUAGUGCCCACAUGGGUAGAGCCCUGCGAAUCGGGGAUGUUCACUUUGCAUCCGCAGGUAUCUGCAUCUGCAGAUGCGGAUAUCUGCAGCUUAUUUUUGUGGAUACGGGUGCAGAUACCACAUUUUGUAUCUGCUACAUAUCUGCAGGCAUUUGCAUCUGCAGCUGUGGAGAUCCACACAUCAGGUUUGCAGAUGCAAAUAGCAAUUUUGUGUGUGCACAGGGCUCUGCUCAUGCAGGAUUCACAGGUCACCAGGUUGCUCUGUACACCAUGGCCACAAGGAGGCAGAGUCCAUCAGCUAAGGAGCACUGUCAAGUGUCCAGGGCAUAUGCUGUGAUGUGCAGCCAGAAACGUAAACUGCUUUCAAGGUCACCAAGCCCACACCCGGGCUGCAUCUCACCAGCUGAACCAUCCCGACCACGAUGCCAAAAGGGUAUUAGAAGAUUGCACUAUCCACGCCUGUAAGCAUGCUCUCAACUGGUGUCAGCAGCGUUUCCCCUAAACAAUCUUAUUCGGUAAACGGGAUGUUCCAGUCUACUCAGUUUCUACAUCCAGAUUCAGGUAGCGCUUUCAAUUGCCCUGCCAAUCAAGUGAUGCCCUGCACUGUUGAACUGGCAACUCUUUCAUUAAAAUGUUUAAUUGGUGGAAGACAUGAGAAACUAGAGAAGGGCUUGACCCAAAGCCCCAGAUCUGAGCAUGCUCAGAAUCCUAGGAAAUGUCCUAGCAAUGGUCCCUCUCAUUUUUUCCGUCCAUGUGUGAAAUAAAUUCUGUUACAUGCACCAAGGCAUGUGUAGAUGUGCACCACCAGAAGGAACCUAUGCUGCUGGCAGUGGGCAUUCCACUAAUCCAGUGUUUCCCAAUCAGGGUUCUGCAGAACCCUGGGAUUCCGCAGACCAUCAUCAGGAGUUCCGUGAGAAAUCGUGGAAUAAAUAAA
This is a messenger RNA of Pelodiscus sinensis (Chinese soft-shelled turtle), 9856 nucleotides long. The record is from RefSeq and is a predicted model, not a curated record. NCBI's taxonomy places the organism in Eukaryota, Metazoa, Chordata, Testudines, Trionychidae.